CGGGGCUUGGCGGCCAUUUUGAGAUUGUACUGGGUACUGGAAUCAAAUCCCUGGUCUCCUUUUCAUUCACAACUCACAUCAUGCCUUCCAGAAUUUUCGUGACCGCGAGAAAGGUGAGCGUCGAAGAUUGAUGAUAAGACAGAUUGACACGAUUUCCAACGCCAGAGAAAGUUUGUGGCUAAAUGCAAGCAACCGCAACGAGGAUCAAGAGAUCGAAAGACAAAGAACGCCGCCCCAAAAGACGAAACCAACCCAGUGUGCGACAAAACGAAGGUGUCGUAAGAAGUUCUUCUACAUAGAAGGUGGUGCUUUGGGAGAAAAAAUGGUUAUAAUUCUGGCCAUUGCCUUCAUCGACAUUAAGCAAGAUCGGAUGGAUUUGCUGCAGGGGCUUGGGGGCUGGCACUGGCAUGGGCACUGGCACCGGGGAAUCGGAUUAGGACUCUUCUGGGUCGGUUGUAGCCUCACGGAAUGUUUCAGGUCUUUACGACAACCACAAGGUUGGGUAUAAGUUGCAUGGGCCGAUGAAAAGGAGAAUGAAGAUGAUUGAGAUGCAAAGAGAAUGGAUCUGAUUGAGC
Messenger RNA from Exophiala xenobiotica, 575 nucleotides. RefSeq lists its product as uncharacterized. The transcript has a single exon. The coding region runs from base 131 to 508 and encodes 125 amino acids. Lineage: Eukaryota; Fungi; Ascomycota; Eurotiomycetes; Chaetothyriales; Herpotrichiellaceae. The record is from RefSeq and is a predicted model, not a curated record.